Molecule: messenger RNA, 5054 nt
Organism: Lates calcarifer (barramundi perch)
Lineage: Eukaryota; Metazoa; Chordata; Actinopteri; Centropomidae
Gene: sema3e
Product: sema domain, immunoglobulin domain (Ig), short basic domain, secreted, (semaphorin) 3E
Exons: 17
Coding region: 1057-3423 (788 amino acids)
Biological process (GO): negative regulation of axon extension involved in axon guidance; positive regulation of cell migration; axon guidance
Molecular function (GO): semaphorin receptor binding; chemorepellent activity
Source: RefSeq, a predicted model, not a curated record
UUACAGAGCCCGCCUGGGAGACACAGCACUCCUAAUCCAGCUGCCUGGGAGAGAGACAGAGAGAUCUCAAGACAAUCUAGAGGAAGGAGCAGGCAAUUUUCAGCCCUUCAAGCCGAUACAUACUCCCCACAUUACCAACCACUUGCUCAGAGGCGUUUCCUCACACGCACACACACACACACCACACCACACCAUGGCAGGUGGCCUCUACCCAGCUCAGUAGCUGUGGUAGAAACCAUCUUAACUGACUCACUGAGGUUGGAGCUGAGGUUUUGGAUCCUCCCUGACUGUUGAAGCGUGAGCAGAGUUAGGAGCUAGAGCUUCACUUUCUCCCUCAGUGCAGAGAGACCGCACGCCAGGCACGAGGCUCCCCCACUCCUCCCCUCUCCCACUCUGCCUUUUCCUGGGCUCCUGUCCAGAGAAUGACUGGCUCCAGUGGACCCAAGAGGAAGAACGCAGCUUGAAGACACAGUAUAGCAGCUCCAGCCCUGCCUGCCUACUGGGACCACCAAAUGCACUGAGGUUUUACAAAUUAACUUCAACACCUUUGUGGGAUUUUUUUUCUUUUCUUUUUUUUUUUUUCUUUUAUCAGGUCAGAAAGAUUGGGUCUGAGCUUCGGCAGACAGACAGACAAACAAACAGACGGACUGACAUAUGGACAGUGAGCAGUGGGCACUGCGGCGUGAAUGUAGCAACUGGACUUCUCUUCUCCCUGGUUACUAAGACCAAACAAGGAUAAUAGCCAGAGCACUACCCUGUCCACCGAGGUAGUGGGUGGAUGCAGCUUUCAGCAGACUGCUAUAGGGGAAAGCAGAGACGGUAUAGAAGCUGCAGAUAUACAUCUAGUUGAUCCACAUUGUGAUUAUCAUCAGAAAAUGGAUAGUUACCUCCAAGUAGAUGCUUGCUGGAUUGUUAUUAUCUCUUAUUGAACAUUGUUUACAGGAACUUACGGAGCAAAGACCUGUGGACUUUUUCUCUUUUUUUUGACUUUGCUCCUCAUGCUGAGUGGACUUACAUGCUCUCUGUGUAGAUGAGCUUGAAGCCCGUGUCUCACUGAUGAUGGCAGAGUGCACAAGGACUGUGUAUCUGACACUUAUGCUGCUCUAUCUUGUUCUGCUGGGCACAGCUCACACAGCCCAUAGCAUCUACCCAAGGAUACGGCUCUCCAACAAAGAGCUUUGGCAGCUGAACAGGACCUGGGUGUUCCAGGGACAUGGAGCGUCUCUUCAGCCCCAGACCAUGUUGCUGGAUGAAGGCCAUGAGAGACUUUAUGUUGGGGCCAAGAAUACUCUGUUCUCCCUUAGCCUGGACCGAGUUAACACACACCACCAAGAGAUCCAGUGGGCCAGUACAGAGUAUCAGAUAGAGGAGUGUUUGAUGAAAGGGAGGGAGAAGCCUGAAUGCGCAAACUACAUCAAGGUCCUGCAGCAGUACAACCAGACCCAUUUGCUGGUUUGUGGAACAGGAGCAUUUAACCCCAUCUGUGCCCUAGUCAGAGUGGGACACACAGGGCAGGACAGGCUAUUUGCCCUUGAAGAAGACAGCAUUACAAGUGGCAGAGGACGCUGUCCAUAUGACCCCAACAGUCCCUGCAUGUCUACACUCUCCAGAGGAGAGCUGUAUAUUGGCCUGUACACUGACUACUGGGAGAAUGAUGGCGCUUUGUGUCGACUCAACAACCAGACCUACACACGCACUGAAAGAGACGACAGGCAGCAGCUCAAUGAACCUAAAUUUGUGGGGUCAGCAGUUAUUCCUGACAACGACGACAGGGACGAUGACAAAGUUUACUUCUUCUUCACUGAGCGGGAGAUGGAUGCUGAGGGAGUGAACAAGGCUGUGUAUACCCGCGUUGGGCGAGUCUGCGCGAAUGACCAAGGAGGGCAGAGAAUGCUGGUGAAUAGAUGGAGUUCCUUCCUGAAAACUCGUCUUAUCUGCUCUGUGGCCGGACCAAAUGGGAUUGAUACACACUUUGAUGAACUGGAGGACGUCUUUGUUCUCAAGAACAAGGAUGGGAAGAACCCAGAAAUCUUUGGCCUCUUUAGCACAACAAGUGCGGUGUUUAAAGGCUAUGCCGUGUGUGUCUAUCACAUGGAUGACAUCAGAGCAGCCUUUAAUGGUCCAUUCGCCUACAGAGAAAGGCCUGAGCAUCAUUGGACACCUUAUGAGGACAGAGUCCCCUACCCUCGACCUGGAUCUUGUGCCAGUAAAGUGAAUGGCGGUGGCUUCUCCAGCUCUAAGGAGUUUCCUGAUGAGGUUUUGCGGUUUGUGCGUUCGCAUCCUGUGAUGUAUCGUCCGGUCCUCCCCCACCACCGCAGACCCGUCCUGCUACAGACAGAGUCGGGCAAGAGGAGGCUAACACAGAUCGCUGUGGACAGAGUCCAAGCCCAGGAUGGACACUAUCACGUUCUGUACAUCGGCACUGACGACUCAGUGGUGUUGAAAGUUAUCACCAUCUACAACAAAGACACAGACACUAUGGAGGAGGUGCUGCUGGAAGAGCUGCAAGUAUUCAAGGUGUCAGCACCAAUAAGAGAGAUCAUAAUAUCACCUAAAAGGCAACAGCUCUAUGUUGGGUCAGAAGUUGGUGUGGCCCAAGUCAGACUGCAUCAGUGUGACCUCUAUGGCUCUGAAUGUGCUGAUUGUUGUCUGGCUAGAGACCCCUACUGCGCCUGGGAUGGUCUCACCUGCUCCAGAUACUACCCUGCUGGAGUCUACACCAAGAGACGAUUCAGGCGGCAGGAUGUUCGCCAUGGCAACGCCGUCCAGCUGUGCAAUGGGCUGCAAAUUGAUGAUGAGGAAUCUGAGGAGAGGCUGGUGUACGGCGUUGAAAGCAACAGCACUUUACUGGAGUGCGUCCCUCGAUCAUUACAGGCCAAAGUCCUCUGGUUCUUACAGAAAGAAGGAGAGAAACAUGAGAUUCGAGGUGAUGAGCGGGUUAUCAUGACCUCCCACGGGCUGCUGUUCCUACGUGUGAGAAGCUCAGAUGCCGGUGUGUACGUGUGCCAGACUGUGGAACACGGAUAUGUGAACACAUUAUUACGCAUCACUCUACACGUGCUCAGAGGGGAGAGGGUGGAGUCAGCGAUCCACACGACUAAUGACGAGGAGGGAGAGAAGGCCGGAGCUCCGUGCCACUCCUCCUCAGCAGGCCCCCCACCAGGCCCCAGCAUCAGCCCCAGGGCUCUGGUGCCAUCCUCAGUACCAGGUCGCCACUCCAGGCUGUGGUACAAGGAGUUUCUCCAGCUGAUUGGCUACGGGGACGCCCAGAGAGUAGAGGAGUACUGUGAGAGAGUGUGGUGCACUGAUAAAAAACGUAAAAAGACCAAAAGGAGGUAUGUUUCUCCGGGUGGCGAGAAGAGAGGGAAAGGGAGGGGAGAGGAGAACUCCAACCGAGCACCCAGACACACCUUGGACACCUGAGGAGAACAGAGCCUGACUGCACAUGCACACACACACAAACACACACACACACGCACGUGCACAGACUAAAGGUCAGAGUCACUCAGUGUUUGCACCAUGUAAAAGGUUUUCACUUUGCUUUCAACAAUAGCAGUAACAGAAAAACAAAAGUAGCAGGCUGUCAAGCUACUGUAUCUGCAUUUAUCACUCAAUAGUUUGACUGUGUUGUUCAUACUUAUUUUUGACUUUUUCGUGUGGCGUAAACUGACUAUCUGGUGCAGACCCUGAGUAAAUACUAUGAACGUCAGCGAUCAGUGCAGAGCAGAGGCCCUGGGAGGAGAUGAACGACUAAUUAAGCGACGUUGCCUCUGAUCUGAAGAGACAGAACAUAAUAUAUCAGCUCCCGUGGACUGGCGCAGCCCAGCCCAGCUGUCAAUUCCAAACGCACACAGAGACUGCUCCACAAAUCCUCUGCUCCACAAAUCCUCUGCUCCACCUCUCAUUCAAUUGCUAAAUAUGACAAACUUACUGAAUCUAUUAUGAGAGAAAACAGCUAUGUUAAAAGUAAUGGCCUUCUAAUCUUUUUUUUUGGUACUAUGAUAACUUAUUUUCUUGGUUUCUACUGAGUUCUGUAGUUGUUUAGAUGUCAUAAACUGGAAAAUAUAGUGUCGUUUUUGUACAGUGAAAAAUACUUUAAGCUUUAUGUUUCUAACAAUUUGAUUACAAUGUGGGCAUGGCUGUGGUGUGUGUGGUUAUGGCCACUAUGCAUACAUUAAGAUGUUGUCAUGCCACUAUUUUGGAUAUUUGAGGCAUGCUUGAAUUAUAAUUAUACCUUCAAUGAAAAUAAUGACUAUUUAAGCACUUGUAAAAACCUGUUACUGUCGAUGAAAAGUGGUCCUGUCAGUGGUUAUUAUUGUUAUCGUGUCUACAUUUACAUCUACAAUUGUGGUCAAAUGUACCAACAGUACUCUGUGCAUUGUAUAUUGUAUUUAUCUAAAAUUCAGAGUGGUCUUUGUGUGCACAUCUGGUAACUAGAACUGUAUAUUCAGGAAAUCAUCCUUUAGUGCUGGCUGUUCCCUUCUCUUUCCCUUUCUCUUGUUCCCUCUUACUCUUUCUUUUUUCCUCCCUCCUUCCCUCCCCCUUCAUUCCCUCCCCCCUUUGUUUGUCUGCAACGACGUUGCAGAUGGGAUUCAUAAUUACCACCACAAACAGCAAUGUAGAACACCACAUUUCCCUCAGAAGGAAAAGGACAAAUAAUAAAUGUUAGGGUGACCAUCCAAGCAUGUCAUUAGUAAAACUGACAAGUCAGCCUCAUGAAUAUUCAGUUAAUCUUGAGACGACAGAAACAUCAAACAGUCUGAUGCUGCAGUGAAGUGCAGUUUAGUAGUUAUGCUAAUAAUAGAGUCUUGGGGAUCACGUCUUUUGUUAUGUUGUGCCUUAUUUAUCUCUUAAUUUUGUCAGUUUAUAGUUUUGACCCUCUUGACUGUACUGUAUUUAUAAUGUGGUAAAAUCAAUUACUUAGUCUUGGUCAAAGCCUUAUAUCAUCGCUCAUCAUUCUCCUUGAAUAUUCUUCAAGUCAAAAGACUUCGAUUGACUUGUUGUGUCUGCUAUACCCGUUAUAAAUACCUGCCAUUAAAAAAAGAUGGACCAUC